AUGGAUGUGGAGAAGGGCCGUCGUCGGUCCAGGGGUUUGAGCACCCUGGAAAAGUGUCUGAUAUUUCUCUUUGUGGCCAUGACCGGAGUCUGCAUCGGCCUUGUGGUCAUCUACUUCACAGACAAAGCUGACUCCUCCACUCAUGCAGAAGGGCCGGACUCAGGGUGCGGUGGUCCUCAAGAGCUGUCAGGAGAUUCAGGCACCUUCACCAGCUACAACUACCCCAGCAGCUAUGACAAUGGCAAGAGCUGCACCUGGGAUAUCACUGUGGACCCUGACAAGGUAAUCCAUCUGUGGUUUGAGGAGUUUGCUUUGGAGGACACCAAACUCUGCACAGCUGACAUCAUCACACUACGAGACUCUCUGGGAAUCAUUGGUAAAUACUGUGGCUACACCAAACCGAAGCCCGUGGUGUCACUGACAAACCGCCUGACAGUCUACUUUGACACUAAUGAUAGAAAAACAGACCAAGGAUUCAAGGCCCAUUACAAAGCUGUGGCUCCAGAACUCACACCUGAAAUAGCUGGAGCCGGUGGCUUUCUCCAAGGUGACCAGGGGGAUCUGAUGACCCCUGGCUUCCCUGAGCAGAACUACCUGAAUGGCGCAUUAUACCAGUGGAAAAUCACAGUGCCUCCAGGCGAGAGGGUCCGACUGACAUUCACUUCCUUUGACCUGAUCCCUGAGGUCUGUGGAGACUUUGUUCAGGUGUAUGACGGCCACAAGGCCGGCUCUUCUUUAACGGGUAAAUUCUGCGGGGGGACAAUGCCAACGCCAGUGGAGUCCAGCAGCAACACAUUGGUGGUCCGCUUCAAAUCUGACAGCAGUUUGACUUCAAAAGGAUUCAAAGCUACUUACACAAAGCACAGUCUUCCACCUGUUGUUGUUCCCACCACCACAAAACCCACAACCACAACCACACCCAGACCUACCACACAAACCACUCGGCCUCCUACAACUUCUGGCAAUGGUGGUCCUGUAAUCCUCAAUGGGCGCAAAGGAGUGAUUCAGUCUUUGGGUUUUCCAAAUCCAUAUCCUGCUCAUCUAAACAGUGAAUGGAGGAUAUCUGUGCCCAAAGGAUUCUUGGUUAAACUGCAGAUCACUGAAAUGGCCAUUACUGGAGAGACUGGACAAUGCAAAGAGGACAAACUGACCAUCUCAGAUGAUUACAGCACUCUAGGCAUACACUGUGGAUACAUCCUUCCCCCAGUGAUGGUCAGUGCCAGUGACACAAUAUUUGUCACCUUCCAGUCCGACAGUCGCCUCACAGACCGAGGAUUCUCUGCCAAAUGGGAGGCAGUGUAUCCUGAGGAUAUCACAGAAAUCCUGGGCUGUGGCAUUUCUUCCAGAGAGGAAACGGGGGUUAUCAAGUCGCAGAACUGGCCUAUGAACUACAAGGCAAACACAGAGUGCAUGUGGAACAUCGCUUUGCCUUUGGGGAAAAAAAUCACACUGACAUUCACCCACUUUGACCUAGAAGCCAAAGACUUCCUAACAUCCAAAUGUUAUGAUAAUGUAAUGGUCUACGACAUCAACGGUGUGACUAAUGCACUGAUUCAAAAGCACGGUCCUUUUUGUGGGACUAAGCUGCCCAGCACCAUUCAGUCCAAAGGCUCCAGGCUGGUGAUUCGUUUCCAUUCAGACUUAUUUACUGAGGCCAAAGGGUUCAGGGCGUACUGGACCACAAACUCCAGUCUGCCCGCUCCCACUGAGCCACCUGCUCUACCCAACCCCUGGGAUGGCAUCCCCAUAGACUGGCCCAGUACAUGUGGCAAACCAGUCAUUCCUCCUGCUGUUGUGUCACGCAUUGUGAACGGAGAGCCAGCCAAGCCACACUCCUGGCCCUGGCAAGUGUCCAUGCAGGUCUGGCCUGCCAGCCGUCCAGAGCCCACAUUCUUCCACACCUGUGGUGGUACUCUUAUCCAUAAGAACUGGGUACUUACAGCAGCCCACUGCUUCAUAAACUAUGCUGAUGAGCUGCAGCGUUGGCGGAUGUGCCUUGGCAAACACAACCUGACCUACACAGAGCCAAGUGAACACUGCUUUAAUGUGUCUGGUAUCUAUCGCCAUGAGGGCUUCAAGUAUCCCACAGUGCCCACAGUGGAGUUUGACAUUGCCCUGGUCAGGCUGGAUGGGGAGGUGAUACCCAGUGAUGAGAUUUCUUACGCCUGCCUUCCCUCUGAGGAAGAAGUCCUGCCUAAGGACAAGAUGUGCUAUGCCACCGGCUGGGGAGAUGAGACCGGUGAUUCACUUAAUGCUAAGGUUGCAGAGACCCUUAACCAGGUCGCCUUGCCUGUUGUGCCAUAUGACACCUGCAAGAGAAUGGAUUACUGGUGGUUCCAGGUUAAGACGUCCAUGAUCUGCUGUGGUUAUACCCUGCCUGAUGAGCUGAAAUCUGUCUGUCAGGGAGAUUCGGGUGGUCCUCUGGUGUGCCAGGAUGCCCCCGGUAGCCCUUGGGAAGUUCAUGGUAUAACCAGUUUUGGCCCCAUUGGAUGUAUUAUGAACAAGAAGCCCUCCGUGUUCACUCGCUCCUCUGCCUACCUCCCCUGGAUCAAAAAUGUCAUCCGCAGAGACAUCUACAAUGAGCACACAUCUGGCUGUGGAGGGCCAAAGGACCUGACUGGCACAGGUGGCACCGUGUCCUCUAUGGGCUACCCUGGCAGCUACAGCAACAAAGCUCACUGCCAGUGGAACAUCCGGGUGCCUGAUGGCAAAGUGGUCCACCUCCAUUUCCACAAUUUCUCCCUGGAGGAGAGUCAGAUGUGCAUAAAUGACAAAGUCAAGCUCACAGACAGAACAGGAAGUCUAGGCACCUACUGCAGCCAUGUACCCCCUAAAGACCUGGUGAGUGAUGGAAACACACUUCACAUCAUCUUCUCCUCUAAUGACAAGGUGGUGGACACAGGCUUCUCUGCCACCUGGAGGGCAGUGGACCCUACAGAGGGUGAGACAGCAGCUCCUUGUGGAGGAAGCUUCAGCAGUGCUCAGGGUGAAAUCACCUCUCCUAACUGGCCCAGUGACUACCAAGCCCAGUCUGUGUGCACAUGGCGUAUCAGCAUUCCUUCGGCAGAAAGUGUCCAUGUAGCCUUCACUCACUUUGAGCUGCAAGCUGUAAACAUGUUAGGAAACUGUGUGGACUAUGUGGAGAUCUUCAAUGGAGAAAACAUGGUCUCACUAGGUCGAUUCUGUGGCUUUGCCCCUCCACCCAUCAUCACCAUCCCUAGCAACACAGUCGUCAUUCGCUUCCUUAGUAACGGAGCCAAUCAACAGCAGGGUUUUCGUGGUUACUGGACCACUGAUGCUAGUGUUAUCCCGACUUUACCUCCUCCAACUCCUAACCCAUGGGACAAUUUAACGAUCAGCUGGCCAGAAAUCUGUGGAAACCCAGCAGUGAAACCAAAUACAGGAACCCCAAGGGUGGUUAAUGGAGAAGAGGCAAUCCCACACUCCUGGCCCUGGCAGGUUUCCAUGCAGGCUUCACCGAUGUUUCCCAUACCUUACAUGCACGGUUGUGGAGGCUCUUUGAUACACAAAGAAUGGAUCCUAACAGCUGCUCACUGUUUCAUGGUCCCACUGAAUAAACCGUCCUACUGGCGCAUGUGUCUAGGGAAGCACCACAUGAACUCCUCCAUGGAUGUUCCCUCAGCAGAAGAGUGCUACAAGGUGGAUGGUAUCAUCCGCCACGAGGGGUUCGUCUACGAGCAGGAUCGUAGUGACAUCACCAACGACAUAGCCCUGGUGCAUUUGGCUGAGCCUGUCAAUAUGACGAGGGAGAUCAGCCCCAUCUGUCUGCCCAAACCUGGGGCUGUGAUGCCUGCUGGGACGCCCUGCUUUGUCACCGGAUGGGGAGACGAGAAAGGUAACCUGUUCCCCAAAGUGGCUGAGAAGCUAAACCAGGCAGCCCUUCCUAUUAUUGACUUCCAAACCUGCAGUAAACCUGCUUACUGGUGGGACACCCUCAGGCCCUCCAUGAUCUGUGCUGGGUAUGAGUCCCCAGAUGAGCUUAAGUCAGCCUGCCAGGGUGACUCUGGGGGUCCUUUCGCCUGCGAGGCUGCUGGAAGCAGCACAGCCUGGGAGGUUCACGGUAUCGUUAGCUUCGGACCACAGGGCUGCAUCAAAGACAAGAAGCCAUCUGUAUUCACCCGUGUCUCUGCCUUCAGUGACUGGAUCAACAACAACAUCAAGAAGUUUACAUAUGAAAAUGGCAAAACCAACUAA
Toxotes jaculatrix (banded archerfish) is the source of this 4215-nucleotide messenger RNA. RefSeq lists its product as uncharacterized. Gene Ontology annotation, biological process: proteolysis. The coding region runs from base 1 to 4215 and encodes 1404 amino acids. The record is from RefSeq and is a predicted model, not a curated record. The transcript is spliced from 25 exons. Gene Ontology annotation, molecular function: serine-type endopeptidase activity. Lineage: Eukaryota; Metazoa; Chordata; Actinopteri; Toxotidae.